UUAUUUUAUUUUUUUUUGGUGACGUCACGUGAGACGCUAGAUUCCGAUACCGAAAUUCAAUCUCCUCCUGUUUGAGUCUGAUUUAAUGUGCUGCACCGCCCGAUUCUAAUGCUCGUUCUUCAAAAUGGAGUCCCAAAACCAUAAAAUGAUCUGUGCCAUCUGCUUGGAGCGUUAUAAAGACCCCUGCACCAUCCCCUGUGGACACAACUUCUGCCACUCCUGCAUCAAAUCUCACUGGGACUCCGGAACCAGCUACUACUGCCCCAUGUGCAAAGAGGAGUACCACACCAAGCCCACGCUGCGCAAAAAUGUGGACUUAUGUGAGCUGAUAGAGGGGGCGGGCAGCUCGGGGAGGUCCGGUGUGGAAGGACGGGCGGCGGGGGGAGAGGAGGGCGGAGAUGUGGAGCUGUGCCAUAGACACGGGAAGCCUCUGGUGCUGUUCUGUAACCAGGAGAAGAUGACCGUUUGUUAUGAGUGCGCGGUGAAACAGUGUGACAGCCACGACAAGAGUAUGCUGGACGAAGAGCGGCACAACCAAGAGCUGAUUCUCCAGGGGAAAGAGAAAGAAAUAGAGAGACUCAUCGAAGAAACAGAGAGAAGCUUCCUGAACCUUUCUGAGAACAUCAGCCAGGCAGAUGUCACCCUGCAGCAAACGUCCAAAUGGGUGAAUGCCAAGUUCCAGAGCCUUCUGAAGAGCCUGGCGGAGAAGCAAGAGGUGACGGAGCACUUCCUGGAAGAGCAGAGGCAGAGCACCAUCACAGAGGCCCAGGAGAGGCUGUCUGAGCUGGAGGAACGUGCACGAAAGCUCAAAGAAAAUAAGGAGCAAGUUAGUGCGCUGAGAGAGCUGCCGGAUACGGAGCUAAUCAAGAAAUCCAUGCUGGUGACAGUGCCGGAGUACCAGCACAUCUGCACAGAGGUCAGUCCCAGUCUACAGGAGCGUCUGAGCGGAGUGACCGAAGUGCUGUCCAAGGUCUCCAAACUGUUACAUGAGGAUCUGGAGCGAGCUGUGGGCACGGCACUGGGCCAUGACAAGCAAGCCUCUCCGCAGGACAAGAGGCCUGUCCUGGCUGUGGUCCCUAGUCCAGCAGCACCCUUUGCUCCGGGGCUCAGGGAGGGACUCGAUAGCCACCGCUGCUCCCUGACCUUUGAUCCCCGCACAGCUAACGGUCACCUGUCCCUGUCUCAUGGGAACACCCGGGCAGAGCACCUGAGCUCGGGCCCGCGGGAGGUCCCGGAAGACAAGGCGCGCUUCGAUCACACCUGGCAGGUCCUGUGCUGCCAGGGCUUCAGCCAGGGAAUGCACUACUGGGAAUUGGAGGUGUCCAAACCUUGGGCAUAUGUCGGGGUGACGUACGAGUCCAUCCCAAGGAAAGAGAAAGGUAAGCGCUGCAUGGUGGGUAUGAACGACCUGUCCUGGAGCCUGCAGCUGGACGAGAGGCAGCUGAGCGCCUGCCACGGGGGGCGACAGGAACCCGUGAGUGGACCCCCUCCCCCGCACUGCCGCAUCGGGGUGCUCCUGGACUGCGAUGCGGGCACCCUCACCUUCUAUGGGCCAGACCAGAGCCGCCUGCACGCCUUCCACUGCGCCUUCACACACCCGCUGUACCCCGCCUGCUGGAUCGGGGAGGGAGUCAGCGUCAGCCUCUGCCCCCCCGGGACAUGAGGCCAGAGCAGUAGCACAGAGGACAUGUCUGACUCUUGGCUUUUUUAAACAUGGGAAAUCGACAUGAGUUAACAUGAACUGACUUAAGAAUAUUUUGUUUCAAUAUUGUUUGUUCAAGCUUGCCUGGGAUCCAGAAUACACACCUCUCCAAUACUUUAGAUGUGAGUCAUUGGUUAAUCUCCCUGACCUUAGAUGGAUGUAUUUUACAGGUGGAUUAGCCAAUAAGGCCACAUCAUCUGUCCAUAAUGCAUAAUGUACAAAAAAAAUACGGCUGCUUAAGAGGAAAAAAAGUUAAAAAUAUCACAAGGGACCAUAGACUUUAUACAGUUUAUGGUCCCCUGUGAUAUUUUUUUCCUUUUAGUGCAAGGUCACCCAUAAUGUUCGUCUCCAGUCAAAUGAAGCUCACAAGCCUAGCAGUUAUAGGUAUGAAUUUGAAGCCGAGUUCCAUAUUAGGAAUAGGAAUUUAUUAACGGGCAAAACAGUGAAAUAAAAUACCAUAUCAUGUAGAAAUUAAGUGAGAGAUAUGUAAUUUUAUUGGUAAAUGUGAGGUGACCAAUGAUCUCCUUCAUUUCACAUGCGUCACUAAAAUAAACAAAUCUGAUUGGACGAUCUUUUUGGUUCUGGCUCGAGACACGAUGGUAACACUUCAUAAUAAUUACACUAUUUACAGUCUUAAUAAAGCAUGAGCAAAGACUUAAUUCAUAAUGAGCAAAUAGUUAAUAAAUAAAGAUUCAGUCUUAGUAAUUUCUUAAUUAAGGGGCUAGGGUUAGAAGUCAAAUUUUGCUUUAUUAAGGCUAAUUAAAGUGCAGUGUAACCAAAAAAUUUACUCCAUGGGCAGAUCAUUUUGCUGGAAAUAUAACAAAAAUAAAAUUAUAACCAGAAAGUAUUACCAUUUAAAUUUUUAUUCAAGUUACUGUACAUUAUCAAUUUUAUAUUGCCCUGAGGAGGUAACUAAGACAAUAGCGGCUUCUGAGAGUUCACAUUUCACUCUGCAUGGUUGGUUACAUCCACCUGUCAAUCACUCAGGACUUAGUCAAUAGAAGAACAGAUGUACAAAUGUAACCAGUGAAUCACAAUCUACUAAUGUCACAAUCUUGAUUUCUGUUGCAAUAAAUAUUAAGUUAAUUACUUGGGCUACUUAAAUCCACAUGACUAUUCUGAAUUCAAGUCAUCCUAACUCAUGUAACUCAGCCUUUGCAGAUCUUAAUAUGUUGUAUUAUAGCCUUUUUUAAAUUUUCUUUGCACUUAUCAUUUGAAAAAGACACUCGCGUUUGGAGGAUUGAUUUCUGGAAUCAGUGAAAUGUCCAUAAAACUGGUGCUAUGUCUUUGACUGUUUGACUUCUGUUCCUGCCCUUAGCGGAUACACUGAGCCCAGAGUACAAGAGUCAAGACCAUUCAUCGUUGUUUUUGGAUAAAGUACUUCAUAUUUUCACAUUUCCCCAAACAUAACUACCCAGUGCUCAGAUGCUGUACAAGUAUAGUGGUAGUCUGUACUUACAAUUCCCUAUAAGCAUAGGAUGACCAGAUGUCCCUGUUGACUCAGGACAGUCCCAGUUUUGAGCCUUGUGUCCCCUGUCCCAGCAGAUUUAUAUAAAAUCAGUGAUUUGUCUCGGUUUUAUAAGAAAUGCCCCAGGUGUCCCUAUUUUUUGACCAAUUUGAUCCAAACCAAGUCUCUUUUUUUUUUUUUUACUUAAGCAAAAGUACAAAUACAGCAGGGGUUAAAAAUGAUUCAAGUAAAAGUAUAGUAUAAAAAGUCCACUUAAGUAGUGAAGUAGGCUACCCAUUUAAAAAUGUAUUUCAACAGUAAAAAAUAUUUCUAAUUUUGAGAAACAAUUGUUAAAUUUUUUUUUGCUAUGAACUGAAUUUUUUAAUGGUGUUACUGAAAAGCCUGAGUGUUGUGAAACUGUUGUAGUGUUACAUCUGAAACUGUUUAAUAAUGGACACCUCUCUUACUAGAAUUUAUUUUGUCACCUCUGCUGUGUAUGUAUUAAAUGUAUUUUGUCAAUGUUAUUAUUUGCAAAUAUGGCCAAUGGGCAAUGCCAAGUUUGUAUUAUUUAAAAACUUUGCACAAAUUGUAUGAAAGACAUUUUUUGAGGGACAUUAAAAUGAUAAAACACAAA
This is a messenger RNA of Boleophthalmus pectinirostris (great blue-spotted mudskipper), 3783 nucleotides long. It is a transcript of the gene trim65, whose product is annotated as tripartite motif containing 65. The transcript is spliced from 8 exons. The record is from RefSeq and is a predicted model, not a curated record. The coding region runs from base 125 to 1663 and encodes 512 amino acids. NCBI's taxonomy places the organism in Eukaryota, Metazoa, Chordata, Actinopteri, Gobiiformes, Gobiidae. Gene Ontology annotation, molecular function: protein binding.